Messenger RNA from Anopheles moucheti, 1758 nucleotides. RefSeq names its product zinc finger CCCH domain-containing protein 15 homolog. Lineage: Eukaryota; Metazoa; Arthropoda; Insecta; Diptera; Culicidae. Gene Ontology annotation, molecular function: mRNA binding; metal ion binding. Gene Ontology annotation, biological process: cytoplasmic translation. The record is from RefSeq and is a predicted model, not a curated record. Bases 138 to 1409 code for a protein of 423 amino acids. Gene Ontology annotation, cellular component: cytosol. The transcript has 4 exons.
UCAUCUUUCGGCAAGUUGGUCGCCGUGUGUGUUUUUGGCUAAAUUGUUGCCAUUCCAUUGCACAUUUGUUUUCUCCCCUUUUAUAAUCAAUAUUAAUUCCGCCGGACAACGGUGCAGAGGAAGUAAAUAGCCGCAAGAUGCCCCCAAAGAAAGCGCCCUCCACGUCGAAGAAAACGGAAGCCAAGAAAAAGGAAAAAAUCAUCGAGGAUAAAACGUUUGGAUUGAAGAAUAAAAAAGGAGCGAAGCAGCAAAAGUUUAUAUCCCAAGUGGAAAAGCAGGUGAAGAGCGGUGGACAACAUAACCUAAACCAGAAUGUGAACGCCAAGAAGGAAGAAAAGGAAAAAAAGCUGAAGGAGCAGAAGGAACUGGCCAAGCUGUUCAAACCGGUGGCGACCCAGAAGCUGGAGGUUGGAGCCGAUCCGAAAUCAGUACUGUGUGCGUUCUUCAAGCAGGGCACUUGUACCAAAGGGGACAAGUGCAAGUUUUCGCACGAUCCUGCCGUCGAAAGGAAAUCGGAAAAGCGUUCGAUUCACGUUGACAUACGCGAUGCCGAUGCGAACGAUACGAUCGAAAACUGGUCCGAGGAGAAGCUGGCCGAAGUCGUUGCCAAAAAGCACGGCAAAGAGAAAACGAUGCCCACUACCACAAUCAUCUGCAAAUACUUCCUCGAUGCCGUUGAACGUUCGCUGUACGGUUGGUUUUGGGAGUGUCCCAAUGGCGAAAAGUGUAUCUACCGUCACGCCCUGCCACCGGGGUACGUAUUGAAGAAGGACAAGAAGAAGGCCGAGGCACAGAAAGAAGAGAUAUCGCUGGUCGAUUUGAUUGAACGCGAACGGGCAGCUCUUGGGCCGAGUCAAACGCGCGUUACACUCGAAUCGUUCUUGUCGUGGAAGAAACGUAAAAUACAGGAGAAGAAGGACAAAUUGCAGAAGGAGGAGGAACGCAAGUUGAAGGACUUUAAGGCCGGUCGCCAGAAUGGUCUGUCUGGUAGGGAAAUGUUCAGCUUCAAUCCGGAUCUGGUCGAUGAUGGUAUGGACGAUGGUGAAGUGGCAGUCGAAUCGUACGGUCGCAACGAGGAUGAGGAUGAUACGAUCGAGUACAGGGAACUGGAUUUGAACAUGCUCAGUCUGAACAUCAAAGAUGUCGAUAAUACUGGAACGGUUGCGGAAUCCGAUCGGUGGGAGAAGAUGGCAGCGGAAGCAGCUAGUCGAACUGCCACCGAAGAUGCCGAGGGCGAGAGUGCUGCCACCGGAAUUGUCAACGAUGCCGCACCUAUCAAUGAAAACCUGUUCCUCGAAGAAGACCUCGAAGGAUUGGAUGAUGAGCUUAGCGAUGAUGAUGACGACGAUGACGACGACGAGGAAGAUGGAGACGGUGGAGCUUCUAAUGAUACAAGUGAAAAAUCGUGAUAAACCACCUGCACGAUACAUCUCACUCCAGCGAAUCGGCCCACUGGAUUCUUGCACAAGAAGCCACUCUUUAUCGCCCUCGAUUGUCAGCCUCCGAUGUUUUCUUAAGCUUCGAAAUUCUUCCUCGUUGCGAACUUCAUCCGUGUGGAUGUACGAGAUUGCGUUGAAAUGAAGCUUUAAUCAAAGCAUAAAGUGUAAUAAAGAUAGUGUUUACCUUUUGCUUCUGUAAUUAUCAAUCCAAACAUAUCUUCUUUAAUCUGGAACAACUAAGUUCUUGCGAACCGAACUUUUCAGUAGCAAACCUAAAACAAAAAAUACACCAGAUGAGUAUAAGCUGAUUAGUAGGUGC